UCACCCCUUGUGUGUCAGUGAAGCGGCGUGCAAGAGUGAAGCUCCACAGCACCGACACGACCGCAGUCCGAGCAGGAUUAAGGUCAACUAAUCUAAUCUGAGUGUCUCUAUACUCUGACAAAUCGACUGUGGCAACAUUGGCCAAAGACAAAAAUGGUGUUUCUGACGCUGUCGUGUUGGAUCCGGAACCGCGGGCCUGAUCGAUACUGGAAGGUCCAAGAAGUCCUCAAACACGCACGGCAUUUCAGAGGCAGGAAGAACCGAUGCUACAGUCUGGCCGUGCGGGCGGUCAGGAGAGCCUUCGUCUACGCCACCAAGAGUCGGAAGCUCAAGAAACGCAACAUGAGAACGCUCUGGAUCUCACGCAUUGCAGCCGCAUCAAGAGAGCACGGGAUGAAGUACCCUGCCCUUAUGCACAACCUUACAAAGAGCAGUGUUCAACUCAACCGGCGUGUUCUCAGCGAUCUUGCCAUCACAGAGCCACGGUCGUUCCUGGCACUCACAAAGCUAGCCCGGGCUCGGCAAGAGGAGGGUUUCCGUGCGGCGCUGGGUGACGGCAGAGAGCCUCCCGGCGUCCUCUCACGUGUCGUCAUGCUGCAGUGAUGGACCUGUUGUGUUGCUGUUGUGGACUCCCAGUGGCUGUGUCGUGUAGACAGUGAUGCUCUUGGAUGGUGGAGAUGCAGACACAGUUACAUUUUACAUUGUUAUUAUGUAUGUAGUAACUUGGGAAUGUGUUUCUGUGCUCUGAUAAGCCAUCACAUGCACCUUGCCAUAACCCAAGUGGGACACGACACAGCAGCAUGACUUAGAGUCCAUCGACAGAUCUGCUCCUGCCACUGAUAUCAGUCCAACAUCUGUCUCGUCAUGCCAGAGGUUUCUCUCUUACCUCCCUUCCAAAUUAUGUUCGAGGGUGUGAUGAUCAAAUGUCAUGAUCCUACCUCUGUAUACCAUGUACAUGAUUUGUUAACUUAUGAUUUUAAUGUUGGAUUGUGAGUCUUUGCUGCCGGUAGGGAGCAAAAAAAAAAAAAAAAAAAAGAUCUACUUCACUUUGUAAUGCCUUUUGUUUCUCUCUGUGUAAAUAUAUUGUAUUUUACCUGUUCUUCUGGUAAAAUUGUAUUCAUAAAAUGUUUGAGUUCAUUAAACACUUUGGUAUAUAUUCA
Messenger RNA from Myripristis murdjan (pinecone soldierfish), 1160 nucleotides. It is a transcript of the gene mrpl20, whose product is annotated as mitochondrial ribosomal protein L20. Gene Ontology annotation, biological process: translation. Lineage: Eukaryota; Metazoa; Chordata; Actinopteri; Holocentriformes; Holocentridae. The record is from RefSeq and is a predicted model, not a curated record. Gene Ontology annotation, cellular component: ribosome. The transcript is spliced from 4 exons. Bases 154 to 603 code for a protein of 149 amino acids. Gene Ontology annotation, molecular function: rRNA binding; structural constituent of ribosome.